Messenger RNA from Fopius arisanus, 1963 nucleotides. Its product is annotated as transmembrane protein 35. The coding region runs from base 330 to 800 and encodes 156 amino acids. Gene Ontology annotation, cellular component: endoplasmic reticulum. Gene Ontology annotation, biological process: positive regulation of protein localization to cell surface; chaperone-mediated protein complex assembly. NCBI's taxonomy places the organism in Eukaryota, Metazoa, Arthropoda, Insecta, Hymenoptera, Braconidae. The transcript is spliced from 4 exons. The record is from RefSeq and is a predicted model, not a curated record.
CCAACGAAACAUGGACGGUUAUCAAUAGCAUCAGUGGCAAGAGCAAAUUAUCAUUUUUACCUGUCACAUUUUUUUUCUAAUUGUCAACAACACCAGGAAUUUUCAAUUCAACCCCAUAAUUCAAAGAUUGGGUGCUCAUUUAAGACUGACAUCAUGAGAAUUUAACGAGUGCUGAGUGAAGGGGUGUGAAGAAACAUUUCAGGCAGUUGCUUUUUUUCGUCAAAACCGUCGGUUGUCUCUUAUUCUGACGCACCAACAGUUUCGAGUGUGCGUUUCAUUUAUUUAUUUUUCUUUUUUUUUGGAGAAGAGAAAGGGAGAAAUUUUGUGAAAUGGGUUCAAUAGUUCUGAGAUCUUUGUCUGUACUUCUUGGAAUAUUUUUUGUAUUCGUGGGAACAAUCAAGGUUACUUCGUACCUCAGCAAGGACCUCCACAAGGAUUUGCGAAAAGAAUAUGUUAAGUAUGCCAAGGUGUUUCCACUCUCGGAGUUACUCAACUUCAAAGUACCCAGCAAAUGGUACAGACGAGUUGUUGGAUCAUUGGAGAUUAUUUGCGGAUUGGCAAUGGCCACUAUUCCAAAUCGAAAAGUGAAGAAUACAUCGAAUGCCGUUUUACUGUUUCUCAUGCUGAUGGCUUUCUAUUCGCAUUAUAGACUCAAUGAUAAGCUGGAGAGAACGGCUCCUGCAUUAGUGUUUCUUUUCAUGCUGACUGGGAGACUAGUGAUCGACAUGCAGCUGAGUCGCCAGGCAAAUCAGGCAGUAACAGCAAAUGGCGUUGACGACAAAGUGAAAAAGCAAGACUGAAAGAAAGGACAUUAAAUAAAAUCGUUCCGAUCCCAAUGAUUUUUCGAAAUGUACAUGAUCCAACGAGCAAAUGUCCCAAAUGUUUUCGUUCACCAGGCUCACUCGUAUUGCUCACUGAAUGGAUAGAUAUCCUCUGAAUUUGAUAUCUAUUUAUUCGAGAAUAUUCUCAUUACUACGAUUAAUUUUUAUCUACAGUAACCCAAGUAAUAAUCAGCUUCGAGCGGCACAAUUAACUAACUGCCAUUCAUAAUCGGUAUUUCUAGGGAUGUAUAUAAACAAUAGAAUUUAAAAAAUCAUUGAAAUGCAUCAAUUGCACACUCAUCCUGUAAACCACGAGGGAUUGAUUUUAUAUGGUAAUGAUAAUGAUAGUGUAAUCGUAAUCACAAAAGUGGAGAUACUCAAGACGAGGGGAUCUCGUGAGAGGUCUGGCUGAGAUAGAUUCCAUUUGUGGUAGAUUCUUUUGCGUGCAGGGACCUACAUUAAUAAGAAUAUAAGAAAGAAAAUAUGUGAGCUAUUAUGAAUAAAUACCUAUAAGUACGAUUCACCAUAGGAGUGUUCAUUUUGAUUGAGACAAUUUAUCAGUAGAAUCACGUGAAAUAUAUUAUUUAUUUUAGAUGUGUAAAUAAUGGAGAAUUUCAAGUAACUCAGAGACAGAAAUGUUCGUGAAUUACUCUCAGAGUUUAUUGUAUUGUCCCUAUGAAUUUAACUCAAUUGGAUUUAUUCAGGUUGUGAAUUACUAAUAAUUGAGUUAUUCUCAUUGGAAAAAAAAUGAAAAAACACGACAGCUUAAUAAUAAUUUGAUCUUUAAUUGUGAUACCACAGGUCUCGUUAAUUCAUUUCACCUUUCACGUAGAUUGAUCCAUUCCUUUAAUUAUUACUCGUUAAAUAUCAGAGGCACGGAAUAACACUUUUAUAUUUAUUCGUUGCGUUAUCAAUUGAUUUAUAUUAUUCUCAAUUUUCAUGCGUAUAAUUUCAUUAUGUACAAGCACUUUAACAUUGAGAAGACGUCUCUGCGUCAUAAAAAAAUAUGCAUAAACAAUUAUUAGGGCAUUUUUUAACAGUUUUAUUCGUGAAAGCGAACUUCGUAAUGAUUUUUUCAUUUUAUAUUUUCUGUCAUUAGAAAUUAGUGAACUAUAUUUUUGCAAUAUAAACGCUCAAGUGAA